UGACUAAAAUUAUGUGUGCGUUUGAGCUUGGGCGGAGUGACGUCCGCUUUCAGAUACAGAGUGGUUUGGGCGGGCGGAUCGCAGACGCCAGUACAUUUGCUGAUAUCAAGCAGAAAACUCGUCUUUUAAGUGUAUUCCAAAAGUUCUGUGACCUUACAAAAUGCCUCCUAGAAACAAGGAACAAGAACAGGAGGUUCUCAACUGGAUCACAGCUGUUACUGGAGAGCCCUUGCCCAAUGGAGCUUAUGAAGAUGUACUGAAAGACGGUGUUGUUUUGUGUAAGCUUAUAAACAAAUUGUCUCCUGGAUCUGUUAAGAAGAUACAAGAGCGAGGCACGAACUUCCAACUUAUGGAGAAUAUUCAAAGAUUCCAGGCGGCCAUCAAAAAGUACGGCGUACCCGAGGAAGAAAUUUUCCAAACAGCCGACUUGUUUGAAAGACGCAACAUUCCCCAAGUGACCUUAUGUCUCUACGCGUUAGGAAGAAUUACUCAGAAACAUCCAGAAUGGACCGGUCCCCAACUCGGCCCCAAAAUGGCAGAUAAAAAUGAACGUACGUUUACUGAGGAACAGCUGAGAGCUCACAAUGCAGAACUGAAUCUUCAGAUGGGCUUCAAUAAAGGUGCUUCUCAAGCCGGCCUUGGAUCCUUUGGAAAUACACGCCAUAUGUAAUUGUCUUAUAUUAUUUAUACGUCUAGAUAGAUUGUGAUAGCUGUGAAAUUGUAGAAAAAAAAUGGGGUUGACAGUGAACCUCUAUUUUGAGCAAUGCACGCACACUAACACAAAGUGACAUACAAAUCGCGAGUGUAAGACGCAGCUUGUCACCCACACUGAACUAAUAAACCGGGCCUGUUUCCAUCGGUUGGCUAGCAGCAAGAGACUCUAUCUAGGCGUAUAAUUUGUCUAAGAUUAUUGUGUUCAAAUAUUUUAUUCGAUAAAGUGAUUAAUCAGUAUUUUCGUUUAAUGUGUAAGUUCUAUUAUUAUGUUUCAAUAUUUUUUUUACUUGCUUGCGGCAAUGAAUGUAUGUAAUAGCUUUUUACCAACUUCGCGAUUUAACUAUAAUAUUUAUUUUUAUUUAAGUAUUAUAUCUAACGUUUAUUGAUGUAAGUUUUGAUUAUAUUUUGUACAUAUUUUUACAAUAAACAUAAUGGUUUUUAAAAUGUUAA
Messenger RNA from Leptidea sinapis, 1164 nucleotides. Its product is annotated as myophilin. Lineage: Eukaryota; Metazoa; Arthropoda; Insecta; Lepidoptera; Pieridae. The transcript has 4 exons. Gene Ontology annotation, molecular function: actin binding. The record is from RefSeq and is a predicted model, not a curated record. The coding region runs from base 161 to 670 and encodes 169 amino acids. Gene Ontology annotation, biological process: actomyosin structure organization.